CUCAGUUCAUCACCGCUCGCCGCGCUUUCUGCAGCGAGUUGUCAAUCAAAACGCGUCGCACUCCCCCUCUCUCUGUUCAUCCGACGGGACGUUUUCGUUUAUCCGGUGCCGUGUUUGUGCGAGAAGCGAACGAAAUGAACGUCGGCGAAUUUCUCGGCCCGGGUGCAAAGCAAGUUUUCCAACAAACCUACCACGUCACCCAAGUGAAACAGGAAGCGGACUCUACUUCUCCGCUUUUAACCCCGACGUAUCCGCAGUUAUCGCCACCCAUCGCCCCGCAUACCCCCGAAACUUGGUACCGACAGCCGGAAAUCAUCGAAUCCGCCUUCGCUCCGAGGCAAAUGAUGCCGUAUCCCAGCUACAACGCGGUAUUCAUGAACCAGUGGCUGAGGAACGCCGCGAUGUAUCACCAAACCAGGAACCACGACUGGAGAAGUCCGGGGAGGCCCCCGCUGCUUCCCCCGAAAGUCGGGGGAUCUGCGAGGCCCAAGAAACAGUUCAUCUGCAAGUACUGCAACAGGCAGUUCACCAAGAGUUACAAUUUGCUGAUCCACGAGCGCACCCACACCGACGAGCGACCCUACAGUUGUGAUAUUUGCGGCAAGGCGUUCAGGAGGCAGGACCACUUGCGGGACCACAGGUACAUACACUCCAAGGAGAAACCGUUCAAAUGUACCGAGUGCGGCAAAGGUUUCUGCCAAUCGAGGACGCUGGCGGUCCACAAAAUUCUCCACAUGGAAGAGUCGCCCCACAAGUGUCCUGUCUGCGGCAAGUCCUUUAACCAAAGGUCGAACCUGAAGACGCACAUGUUGACGCACACGGAAAGGCCUCUCGAAUGUCAGUUUUGUGCGCAGUUUUUCGGGUCGUAUCACGAUUUGAAGAACCACGAAGUGUUCCAGUGCCCGUCGAGGAAUAAUCCAAGUUCGGUAGUCGAGAAAAGCGUUAACCUGCUAGAUUUAAGCAAGAAAGAUCUAGAAGGAAGCUCCACGAAAUCGGACACCAAAGUAAAAAAGUUAGGGUUUUCCAUAGAAGAUAUAAUGAAACGGUAGGAUGUGUGGAGUAUGUUGUCAUUAUUUGUUGCCAAAGAUUUUGAGUGGUGCGUCGCUACCUCGGUUCCCAAGACUGACUUGCUUUUCCCUCUGAGAGUUACCGCUGCUCCAAAAAACGUUCGUGUAUUUUUUAGUACCUGGUAUGAUUUUUAGGCUUAGAUUUAGCGCCCGCUCUGUUCAUAUUGUACAGUAUUAUCGUAAAGUAUA
This is a messenger RNA of Cylas formicarius (sweet potato weevil), 1256 nucleotides long. RefSeq names its product protein odd-skipped-like. Gene Ontology annotation, biological process: embryo development; regulation of transcription by RNA polymerase II; embryonic pattern specification. NCBI's taxonomy places the organism in Eukaryota, Metazoa, Arthropoda, Insecta, Coleoptera, Brentidae. Gene Ontology annotation, cellular component: nucleus. The transcript is spliced from 3 exons. Bases 135 to 1049 code for a protein of 304 amino acids. The record is from RefSeq and is a predicted model, not a curated record. Gene Ontology annotation, molecular function: RNA polymerase II transcription regulatory region sequence-specific DNA binding; DNA-binding transcription factor activity, RNA polymerase II-specific.